Messenger RNA from Myodes glareolus (Bank vole), 1646 nucleotides. RefSeq names its product proteasome 26S subunit, non-ATPase 9 (gene Psmd9). The record is from RefSeq and is a predicted model, not a curated record. Lineage: Eukaryota; Metazoa; Chordata; Mammalia; Rodentia; Cricetidae. Gene Ontology annotation, cellular component: cytoplasm; nucleus. Gene Ontology annotation, biological process: proteasome regulatory particle assembly. Gene Ontology annotation, molecular function: protein binding.
CAGAGGGAUCCGUAUUCGCCGACUCUCCCGGCGUCCGUAGCCGGGAAACCGAGCGUCCGGCGUUGCAGGUUGUGGUCCGCGAUGUCUGGUGAGGAAGCCCCGCGUAGGGCAGAGUCCUCCGAGGCCCGUGCGGCCGCUGUCAGCGACAUCCAGGAGCUGAUGCGCCGCAAGGAGGAGAUCGAGGCGCAGAUUAAAGCUAAUUACGACGUCCUGGAGAGCCAAAAAGGAAUUGGGAUGAACGAGCCGCUGGUGGACUGUGAAGGCUAUCCCCGGGCAGAUGUGGACUUGUACCAGGUUCGAACAGCAAGGCACAACAUCAUCUGUCUACAGAAUGAUCACAAGGCUGUGAUGAAGCAGGUGGAGGAGGCCCUGCACCAGCUACAUGCUCGGGACAAGGAGAAGCAGGCCCGGGACAUGGCUGAAGCCCAAGAAGAGGCCAUGAGCCGCAGGCUGGGCUCCAACCGCCCCAUCCUACCCCAGGCCUUCGCCAAAGUGAACAGUAUCAGUCCCGGCUCCCCAGCUAGUAUUGCGGGCCUGCAAGUGGAUGAUGAAAUUGUGGAGUUUGGCUCUGUGAACACCCAAAACUUCCAGUCGCUGCAGAAUGUUGGCAACGUGGUGCAGCACAGCGAGGGGAAGCCCCUGAAUGUGAUGGUGAUCCGCAGAGGGGAGAGACACCAGCUCAGACUGACGCCCACACGCUGGGCAGGAAAAGGACUGCUGGGCUGCAACAUUAUCCCUCUCCAGAGAUGACUGUCCCCAGGGACCUACAAGAGAGCUGCUGCAGCCGGGCCCUGCUCUGGGUCUGGUAGGGACUUCCUCAUUCUCCUCCAUCUCUGAAGAGAGCGGGAAAAGCCUGAGCAUCAAGUGGAGGACCUGCUCUGGCCUUCGGUGUAACCUCUCUGGAGUGAGGCAUUAAAAACAUGAUUUGUGCCUAGCUAAGUCUUGUGCGAAAUAGGCAAUAGCCCUAUCUAGGGAUUCUGUACAUUAACCCAGUGAGUUGGAAUGACUGGCAGGUAAUGAUCCGACUUUAUUUUAUUUGAGACAGUCUCACUGUGUAGCUCUGGCUCCCUGAACUCACUGUGUAGACCAUUCUGGCCUCGAGCUGACAGAGAUCCUCCUGCCUCUGCAUCCUGAGUAUUGGGGUUAGAGGUAUGCACCACCAUGCCUGAUUCGACUCUGAGGGAUAUUUCUUAUACGUACAUAAUUUUUAUUUACGUUUUUGAGAAUACCUGCAUAUAGUGUCUUCCUCUCCUAUUUAAUUACACCUUCAGGCCCUCCCAGACCUCACUCAUGUCCACUCCUAGCUUCAUGGCCUUUUUUUUUUUUAAUAAAUAAUCUACUGAGUGCAAUUCGUGUUGCCCAUAUACUUAUGGAUGUGGGGUCUUCCACCUACCGGGGAUCUCACCUCUAACAGCCCCAGGAACUUGAGUGCCCCUCCCCCCUUUUUGAAGCAGUGUCUUAUGUAGCCAGUCCAUCCUCAGAUUCGCCCAGGAUGGUCUUGAACUUCUAGUCCUUCAGCCUCCAACCUCUAAGUGCAGUGUGCCCUGCCUAGGCAUUUCCUCUUUGGGGAUGGGGUAACCCUAGGGUGACCCUGGCUUCUUGUAUAGGUUUUCUCUUUUCAAAUAAACCUAGUUUUAUAGUGGUAA